Molecule: messenger RNA, 1945 nt
Organism: Podarcis muralis (Common wall lizard)
Lineage: Eukaryota; Metazoa; Chordata; Lepidosauria; Squamata; Lacertidae
Source: RefSeq, a predicted model, not a curated record
GGCGCCGCCUCCACCUGAACCAACUUGGGAAGAAAGGCAAACAAGUGUAAUCCAUCUAGCAGGAGAAGACUUCAGGGAAUCUUUGAAGAAAAAGAAACAUGCUCUUGUGAUGUUCUAUGCUCCAUGGUGCCCACACUGUAAAAACUCCAUCCCCCAUUUCACAACAGCUGCAGAACUAUUUAAAGAAGAUCGAAAGAUUGCCUAUGCUGCAGUGGACUGUGCCAAAGAACAGAACCAUGACCUGUGUAAGCAGGAAGGUGUGGAUGGUUACCCAACCUUUAACUACUACAACUAUGGAAAAUUUAUAGAAAAAUAUAAUGGAGACAGAGGGGAGUCCGGGUUCUCGACUUUCAUGCGGACGCUCAGAGAACGGGACCAUGAAAAGAUAGGGAAGAGGAAAGAUGAGUUGUAAUUUCUGCCUCACACGAUGAUUUCCACUGCACUGUGAAUGGUCUCAGGGCCACUGGUACAAUGCCUGGGAUUCCACAUCUUUUUAAAAAGAGAGACUUUGGUUUUUUUUACAAACAGCCAUUUGCCAUUUUGUACAAUUUUGAAAUAAAGUGAGAUCAUUUGAUUUUUAAAAGGAAAAAAAUAAAUGACAUCAUUGUUGCCAUAUUCUGUUAUGGAAAACGAAAAGAAGAGCGUUUUCUCUCCAUUUGAUGUACCUAUGCCCAUUUGAUACUCCUAUGCAAUCUUUUUUGUAAUCUGUAGGUUUGAUAGUGAUUUCCCCCUGACAAGGUGAUUUCUGCAUUUUUUUUAAUUUUUGAAGAAUAUUAUAUGUGAAAUGGCUUUUAAAAAUUGGAGGGUGAGGAUGAAAGGAAGGUGCAAUGGAUCCAUCAGGCGCAAGUUCCAUGGAAACAGACAGAGCUUUGUGGUCCCAGUGGACUCUGCCCCAAGCCUCUUCAGGUGCAGUUAUAGCACUUGUGUGCACAGCACUUAAUUCAGGAACCAGGUGAGAUUAAGUGCACUUUCAGUCCUUAUAGUCCACGUACUAAGCAGACAUCAGCCUGCACUGCUCACUCCUGCUCUGCAUGGCUAAUCGGACAUCUGCCAGAACAGGGUAGUGUGUGGCGUCUGAAUGACAGAUCUGCCACAAUUAUCACACAAGCAUCUUUUGUAAGUGGGGCCUUUUCCAGGAACAGUGUGUGUGCAUUUCUAGUUGUGCUCAGCAGUGCCAAACUGGUAAGACGACUAGUUGUGACUGGGACAUACUCUUGCGGUCUUGCUAGGUUACACUUCCUUCCUAGAGAUAUUGGGGGGGCAAUUUUUAAGGUGCUCAGGGAUAAUAGGGAAAUAAUGAAGAAGCAUUGAUUGGCCAUUUCAGAUCUUAAUUGACUGUAGUGGUGGCUUUUGUUUUGUUUUUGUUUUUUUAAUCUGCCGUACUGUUUACAUAUCUUUAUAGAAUGUGUGGGUUAUUUCAAACAAAUGUCUCUGCAUUCGGCACAUAUCAAGCACCGAAUGUCUCUCAGUGUAUGUGUUUGCUCUCACGUUGUCCAAUGCUCCUGUAAGCAUAGGAGUGGUGUAGUGCAGGUAUAAAUAAGGUUCUACUUAAUUUAUGAUCUGACCAUAGGAACUGCGUAUUUGCUAAGCAUUCCAUUUGACUGUUGACAGAGGCACUGAUAUUUUUGAUAUGAAGAAACAUCAUGCAACAAUACUUGUUUACGUUCCAAAGGCUUGUCUAUGUGAGUUAACUACAAAAGGAAAGUAUAAUUUUUUUAGAAUUCUAUAGAAGCAAGUUGUGCUUUAAAAAAAAAAAAUGUUUAGCCCCUGUCAGUGAUGUAAGAAAAUAACAGCAUUACUAGAACUAGCUUUUAAAAGUCCGUAAUUAUGUGCAGAUUCUGUGAGGUGAGGGUGAUCUGGACAUUGUGUCUCCAUGGGAUUUAUUAUAUUUUUUUGUGAUUUCCAAUUUGAUCAAAAAGAAUAAAAGAUUGAAAAUAUGCUCUAA